CUAUUUUGAGCGUCAUCUUCACUCAUCCUUCGGACUUCCAGCCCUCAAAGUAUUGGCCUAUCAGCAAUGCUCUCCAACCUCAACAGAGAAUAUGCAGGUGCAGCUACCCCACCCUUUAACGGGACGACUAGUGGGAAACUUCUCUCCAACGUGAAGUCUUGACCGCCAAGAUAUCCCACUUACUUGCGACCGGCUCGGGGACUGCGGGAGGGCAAAUCAAAACCAAUACUGGACUGGGACACGGUGGAGAUUGAGUCUGCUGGAGGGGCAAGGAAAGGUGUCGGAGGUGACUUUUGUUGAAACGCCCUACUCUACAUCUUAUAUCCACUGUUCUGUUCAGUGUUUCCUUUUCAUACUUCGGCCCUCACCCUCCUCCUCCUCCGCCCUGAAAUUCUUUAAUACUUCUCUACUUGGACCCGUCACUAUGCGUUCUUCACUAUGGGCAGCCUCUGUGCUGUGCGCAACUGCUCUCUCCGCCCCUACCUAUUCUACUUCAGCUGCAGCGCGAUCAGUGGAGAUGAGGGUUCUGUCGGGUUACUUUCAAUUACUGGGACGGAAAGUUCAAGAUGAGAAGAAUAUGGCACAAGCGCCUGUGUGCAAUAUGAACAAUGCCGUGAUGCCUAUCGCUUCUCCAACCUCGCUACCACCUCCGUCAACCGGCCUUACCUUGAAACACGUAGCUAUCGGACGGGGAACUCAAAAUUACUCCUGCCGCGCCAACGAGACUGCCGCACCUGUCGCUCUCGGCGCAGUCGCAACUCUCUACAACGCAUCAUGCGUAGCCGCAAUCUACCCUGACCUCCUUUCCGUCUUGCCUAAUGUCGCAUUACAAUUUGAGCUCACGGACAUCGACCAAGCCACACUCUCACCAUCUAACCUCGCCAUUAGUGGUCACCACUACUUCUCCAAUCUUACGACUCCCAUAUUCAACCUUAGCACAACGGCGAUGGACUUGGGGUUCGCCACUUGUGCAAAGAAUAACUCAGUGGCGGCUCCUGCUGGUGAGCCCACAGGACAAGACGACGAGGGCUUUGGUGCCGUUACUUGGCUCAAAUUGUUGACAAGAGGUGGGGCCACUGGCAAUCUGAAGGAAGUCUAUAGAGUUAAUACAGCUGGGGGUAAACCACCUACUACUUGUGCUGGAAUGCCUGCUACGUUUGAGGUUGAAUAUGCUGCUGAGUAUUGGUUCUACGCGUCUUAGAUAGAAGGAGGUCAAUGAUGUCACGGCGCAAGACCGAAAAGAAACUUAAGUAUCAAAGUUCAAAUUUUAGGCCUAGUUCUAUACUGAGUACGCCAAUUUCUGAGAUUGAACAAAUAGAAAAAUAAGUCCAAGGCCAAAGAAGCAAUCUUUCGCUCAUUUCAAGUGAAAACCUUCCUCUUUCU
Messenger RNA from Hyaloscypha bicolor E, 1383 nucleotides. RefSeq lists its product as uncharacterized. The transcript has 3 exons. The record is from RefSeq and is a predicted model, not a curated record. Bases 425 to 1201 code for a protein of 258 amino acids. Lineage: Eukaryota; Fungi; Ascomycota; Leotiomycetes; Helotiales; Hyaloscyphaceae.